This is a messenger RNA of Leguminivora glycinivorella, 1230 nucleotides long. RefSeq lists its product as uncharacterized. NCBI's taxonomy places the organism in Eukaryota, Metazoa, Arthropoda, Insecta, Lepidoptera, Tortricidae. The record is from RefSeq and is a predicted model, not a curated record. Gene Ontology annotation, cellular component: cytoplasm. Gene Ontology annotation, biological process: protein transport. The transcript has 2 exons. The coding region runs from base 202 to 1194 and encodes 330 amino acids.
ACAUUAAGCAGUAAGAUAAUUAUUUUGUUAGGUACGUGCCUGUCUCCUUAGUACAACCUCAGCUGUGAUAAGGAAACAAAUGAAUUAAUAGUGUUUAAUCCCGUGCCAUAAAACUUGCAGGAAUAGUUAGAGGAAUCCCCGACAAUCAACAACCCCAGCAACUUUGGGCACAAGAAGUUUACUUUGACCCUUUUAAUUGCUAUGGGGAUUCACUGUGAUAUCAAUUUACGUAAACCAACCAAUGGAAACUUUGUUACUGGAGGCACAGUAUCCGGCGCCGCUAGGUACGCUCUAGACGAAGAAACAGUUUACACAAAGAUUUCAAUUUCUAUAAACGGCAGAGGAUAUCUUGAAGUACUGAAUGGUAGAAAGAAAGGCGAAGCAGAUGGAUUAAUAAAAGAUGAGGAAAAAUAUUUAAAGGAAGAGAUAAUAAUUUUGGAUGACAAUAAUGGGCAGGGUUUGCCCAUUGAUACUUACGAUACACAAUUCAACUUUCAACUACCACUGGAUAUACCACCGACUACCGACUUUGUUAAAACUUCUGGCAGUUACACAGUACGAUGCAAGAUUAUUUAUUAUAUAGAAUUUAAGUUUGAAUGCCCUGAUGGUUGUCAGCUUUUUAGUUCAACCAUUAGCGUUAUACCGGGCGUCAAUCCAAAAAUAUCGGCAGAACCAAGGAUUUACGAUAAGCAAAGGAAACUAAUACAAUUAUUAAGAGACAGUUUUGUAACUCUAAAAGCCACAAUUAACAACCCUGUAGUAACGUCUUGCAAUAAAGCUGAUUUAGAAUACGAAAUAUUUAAUGAUACUAAUGUCAAUUUUAAAUGCGUUGAAAGCAAAUUAGUGGAAGUGACGUCUUUACCAAAAGGAUACAUUAAUUCAACGUUUGAUUACGAACUAGUUGCUGAUAUAAACACGACCGGACUGAGAAGUGGCGAAACUCAAACUAUUGAUGUAGACAUACCCAUACCUAGAGACGUCCAUUCUAUUGAAUAUUCUCAACUUAUUGCUCGAGAUUAUUUUGUAAAGAUAACUGUAUAUCUGCCACUACCGUAUCGUAAUGUUACCCUGAAGGUACCACUACAAAUAGCAGGUGCCUCUAAAGAACACAUAAUGAAUGAAGAUGAGGAGCUCAUCACCCAUUGGAAAGCGAUGAAUGAAGAUGGCAUUCAACUUGAUAUUCAUGAUUCGUAAUUAUUGAAAGUAAUUAAAUACAAUGUUUUUGUGUAA